Megalobrama amblycephala (Wuchang bream) is the source of this 1100-nucleotide messenger RNA. RefSeq names its product mast cell protease 2-like. The record is from RefSeq and is a predicted model, not a curated record. The transcript is spliced from 3 exons. Gene Ontology annotation, biological process: proteolysis. Lineage: Eukaryota; Metazoa; Chordata; Actinopteri; Cypriniformes; Xenocyprididae. The coding region runs from base 37 to 396 and encodes 119 amino acids. Gene Ontology annotation, molecular function: serine-type endopeptidase activity.
UUCUUCUGCAGACAUUCAGUGUUUGUCGUCUUCAUCAUGAUCACCAUCAUCUCUCUGCUCCUGCUGGCCUCUCUGCUGCCACACCUGACCUUCGCUGUGAUCAAUGGCAAGGAGGCCAUCCCCCACUCCAGACCUUACAUGGUUUCUCUUCAGAAAAACUCUCAACAUACCUGCGGCGGAUUCCUAAUUUCUAAUGAGUUUGUCUUGACUGCUGCACAUUGUGGAAAAAAAGAAGAGCUGACAGUUGUGGUUGGUGCACAUGACCAACGAAAAGGAGCUGUCCACAUUAAAGUGAAGUCCUAUUACAGACAUCUGGAUUAUAGUGAAGAAUCUUGGCAGAAUGACAUCAUGCUUUUGAGGGUAACAAAUUGCAUUUAUACCAGUUGUUCAAAAUGAUUUAAACACAUGCCAACACACGUAAACACACGUUACAGUAAAGGCAACACACACACACACAUGCAAAACAGCAUCUCUUCAGUGUACUGAGUUUGUGGUGACAAUAAAUGGGUUAUUCCCACAUACCUGAUCAUCUGUGGUAAAGUCUCUAACCGGACACUCUGUAGUGGGUCUGUUAUCAGCCAGCAAAUUCACAUAAUCAAAGAAGAGCUACCAGUAGCCACUCAUUUUUACAGUUGGUGUCAUAUGGUGUUGGGUCAUCUGAAAUCUUCAUAAGAAGUUUAAAGGGUACAUAACAUGCACAGUUUCAGCCAAUCUCAUGUUAAUCUUGAGUACCUAUAGACCCAGAUAGCAACAUUGUGUCUGCCUAGAUCCGGCCCACAUCUGGCACAUGUGGAAUGAUGAUCUGGCCCACAUGCUGCACUGAAUUACUGCCCUUGUGUGGGCCACUUCUGUUUGCCAGAUCUGGGCCACAAGCAAGCCACAGCAAUGCCACAUGUCAGCCAAGUCCGUACAAUGAAUUCCACCCUUUAUUACAUAAUAAAGUGCCAUGCUCGAAAAAAACCUGUCCAAAAUCUGUAUGAAAUCUGAAGAGUAUUUUUGGCACAGAAAUACUCCGUCAUACGUCCAACUCGUUUUUUUUUUUUUUUUUUUAAACUUCGGCCAUGUUUAGCAUGAUAAUCCAACUCUUUAACAAUGUAAAU